Messenger RNA from Bemisia tabaci, 2680 nucleotides. RefSeq lists its product as uncharacterized. NCBI's taxonomy places the organism in Eukaryota, Metazoa, Arthropoda, Insecta, Hemiptera, Aleyrodidae. Gene Ontology annotation, molecular function: protein binding. The record is from RefSeq and is a predicted model, not a curated record.
GACGUUAACGCGGCGUCGUCGUCGUCGGAAACGCAGCGUUAGAGCAUGGAAGGAUGGUCCGACAAACAAUAGAUAAGAUUAAAUGAGUCAAUUUCACACAGGUGAGGCGAUCGCAUAGCGCCCCGCAUAACGCCGAGCGCCUCAUCAGCAGCGCCGCCCGCCGUAAUCGAGAACGCCCGACGCCCGCAACAGUGCCCACGCCUCGCCGAGAGUAAUUGACUUAAGCGUCGCGACGCCUCGCGUUUUCCGUCUUCGCGUCGUUCCGGAAUCGAUAUAAAAGUUCCUAAUCGAAAAAGUUCCCGAUAAGUGAAAUAGUUUCUCCUCAUAUUGCUGUGAAUAGAGAUUGAAAGCUCACUUCAAGGCCCGCUCACUCCGAACGAGAGGAAAAGUACCCGAAAGCGAAGCCAGCUCCCGUUCCGAAACAACCCAGCGCAUGGCGGCCUCUCUGUGAAUCGACGGAGGUUAGGUCAUGAGCAACGAUUAACCUAACGAGCUUCCGUCACGGCCGGAGGUUAUCAGCCAUGAUAACAGAGCGCUACGCUUUCAAGCGACGAAAAAAGUGAAAGCCACUCUGAAAACCAAACAAAAAAUGGGCUGCAACGUGCAUCUCCUCCUCCUCCUCGAACUUUGGAUCGUGAGCGCGACCCUCGCCGCCUUCUACAAGGACCUGAAAUUCCUGUGUUUGGAGUGCAGUUGCGACCGUGAGCAAUUACUCAGCGACGGAGUGAUAGACACUCUGGAAGUGCAGUGCGAGGAGGACCCCCACCCGCGGGGCCUUCCGCGGGGCCCACCGCGCCCCGGGGCCCUCGAUGAGAGGAAGCUCCUCGUGGUGGAGGCCGACCAGGUCGUUCCUCCCGAGCGUGUUAUCCACAACGUGGACUUGCUCAUCCAGGGUUUGAAUCUGACGUCUGUGGAUGCGUUGAACCACCUGAAGAAGGCCGAGACUCCGGUGGCCUACCGCAAGGUGUCGCUGGCGACCAAUGCUAUCGAGAGUCUCCCGGAGGACUUUUCCACCGGCCUGGAGACGGUGAAAUUUUUGGAUGUUUCCAGUAACUUGCUCGCCCGGAUAGAGCAUGCGGCGUUUGAGAGUUUGGAGUUUUUGCAGGUACUCAACCUCAGCCGCAACGCCCUCAGCAGACUGGACCUGAACGUCCUGGAGCACAGUCCGCUUCUGGAGGAAGUCGACCUGAGCCAAAACAAGCUCAACAAGCUCUGGUGCGAGAAACUCGAGCUGAAGCGACUCAAAAUCCUCGACCUAUCCUCAAACUUCCUCUUCGGGAGCGUUGUCUGCUCCUUGCCGUCUCCCGGGGAACCGGUUCUGGAGAACGUCACGACGUCAGACGUGACGUCAUUAGACGCGUUAUGGCUCCCGGAGCUGACGCACCUGAACCUCUCGCGGAACCAGAUGGACGCGGUGACGGCGGCGACGUUCGCCGGGAUGCCGCGGUUGCGGGUCCUGGACCUGUCGGCGAACCGGUUGGUCAGUUUCCGGUUCGAGCCGCCGCGGGCGCUCGACGGGCUCGAGGACCUGUUCCUGGCGUCGAACCGGAUUGCUGGGAUAGCAGGGUCCUUCCUCUCGCUCAAGAACUUGGAGCUCACCCGAAAUGAGGUGAAGAGGUUGGAUGAAGUCGUCGCUCAGAAACUAGCAAGGCUCGACGUCAGCCACAACCAGUUGUCCAGCCUCGAGGCUGUCCUUAAGGUUUCUCCCAAACUUGAGGAUUUGGAUGCCUCGUGGAACAAUAUAACAACUAUUAAUUGUUUUGAAUUUUACGGCGAACUGAAGAAUUUGAUGUUGGAUGGAAAUCCUUUAAUGGGUGACCGACUCAAUAUUUCUGGUUUCCACAAGUUGACAUUUUUGAGUUUGAAUUUCGUUCCUACGUUAGAGAACUUCCACACAUCAAGUCUAGCGUCAGUCUUUGAUCCGAUGAUAAUGCUUGACUGUGCGGUUUUAAAUAUGUCUCAUAAUCCUGAACUCAGUAGUAUUAUUGGAACGUUUGCGGAUAAGAAUUUAUGCCAAGUUGAUUUAAGCAACAACAAGUUGACGACGGUUGAGCAGUCAGCGUUCAACUGGAACAAAGUCAAGACAAUCGAUCUUCAGGGGAAUCCGUUCGACUGUCGAUGUUCGCUAAAAUGGAUGGUUGACUUUUUGCUUCCAUUCUUAAUGAAGUCUUCUCCAAGCCUGCUGAGCGAUCUGAGUUGCGCGUCACCGGAGGAGUACGAGGGGAAGCGUCUGGUGCACUGGUACAAGCGGCAGGACUUCUGCAACUCCUCGCGGAGCAGCCUGGCCCGGGGCCGGAGCAUGCCGUUCCUGACCCAGGCGGCGGGGGUUGCCCCGGGGCUGGGGGUGGCCCUCGGGGAGCCCGAGCCGGAGGCGCCCUCCGCGGCGGCCAUCAUCCAAGACCACAAGCUCCUCAUCGCCGGUGUCCUCCUGGCGGCCAUCGUCCUCGUCGUCGUCGCCAUCGGAUGCGUCCUCCUUCGCAAGCACAAGACUCGCCGCCGCAAGGAGCAUAUCAAGAGGAACCGCCGCUACCCCGAUAACAAGUUCGGGCUCUGAGCCAAAAGGCGCACUACACGGAGAAAAAAACUUCGUGCGUGGAGCCCGAAGUUUAGGUCAUAUGGAUCUCUGAAGUUUUUGGAUUGAGCAUCCGAACACUUAAGGUCCAGCUGCUGAGGUUUGCAU